Messenger RNA from Adelges cooleyi (spruce gall adelgid), 1354 nucleotides. Its product is annotated as phosphate carrier protein, mitochondrial-like. Gene Ontology annotation, cellular component: mitochondrial inner membrane. The coding region runs from base 117 to 1148 and encodes 343 amino acids. NCBI's taxonomy places the organism in Eukaryota, Metazoa, Arthropoda, Insecta, Hemiptera, Adelgidae. Gene Ontology annotation, biological process: mitochondrial phosphate ion transmembrane transport. Gene Ontology annotation, molecular function: phosphate transmembrane transporter activity. The transcript is spliced from 7 exons. The record is from RefSeq and is a predicted model, not a curated record.
UAAGAUCUCGGCAAUCCGGCCACGGUUAAUCUUCCUUCAGUGUGCCACCGCAGUGUGACACCCAAACGUCUUACAUCAACACACGCCCGUCCGGUUAGUCGCUUCUCGCUGUCGCCAUGAAUCCACCGUCUUCACGUCAAGCCAUCGUCGGCGCCGCUUCCGAAGUCUCGCCGUUUUCCUCGCCGAACUUCGAGUCGGCCAUGAUGGCCGCGGCCGUCCCCGAAGACAGCUGUGCUUUUGGUUCCAACAAGUAUUUUUUGCUUUGCGGUCUCGGUGGAUUCCUGUCGUGCGGUAUUACUCACACCAUGGUCACUCCUUUGGACUUGGUCAAGUGCCGUUUGCAAGUCGACCAGGCCAAGUACAAAAACGUCGUCAACGGUUUCAAAGUGACAAUGGCCGAAGACGGACUCAGAGGUCUGGCCAAAGGAUGGGCUCCGACGUUUUUGGGAUACGCCGCUCAAGGUUCGUUCAAGUUCGGUUUGUAUGAAGUGUUCAAAGUGUACUACUCGGACAUAAUCGGCGAGGAGAACUCCUAUUUGUACAGGACACCGUUGUACUUGGCAGCGUCCGCAUCGGCUGAGUUUUUCGCCGACGUCGCCCUCAGCCCGAUGGAAGCCGCUAAGGUCCGCAUCCAGACGCAACCGGGAUUCGCCAACACGUUGCGGGAAGCGUUGCCGAAAAUUUACCAAUCCGAAGGGUUCAACGGGUUCUACAAGAGUCUGGUGCCGUUGUGGAUGAGACAAAUGCCGUACACCAUGAUGAAGUUCGCCUGCUUCGAAAAGACCAUCGAGUUGCUGUACCAACACGUGGUGCCGAAACCUAGGUCCGAAUGCACUAAGGGCGAACAGCUGAUCGUCACUUCGGCUGCCGGUUACAUAGCUGGAGUUUUCUGCGCUGUUGUAUCGCAUCCGGCCGACACGUUGGUCUCCAAGUUGAACCAAGCCAAGGGCGCGUCCGCAGGCGACAUCGUCAAGAAAAUCGGCUUCAUGGGAUUGUGGCAAGGAUUGGGACCCAGGAUCAUAAUGGUCGGUACGCUGACGUCGGCUCAGUGGUUCAUCUACGACGCGGUCAAAGUGUCUUUGAGGUUGCCCAGACCACCACCACCGGAAAUGCCGGAAUCUCUAAAAAAGAAGAUGGCACAACAGUAACGCCGUCCGUCAUAGUUGUUUACGGUUAGAAAAAUAAUAUAAUAAUGUUUUUUUGAAGAAAAAAAAAACGAAAAGUUGUAUAUCAUAUUAUAUUUUAUUUAUUACAUUUUACGUUUGCUGUGUCCAAAAUGCAAUUAAAUAUUGUUCGAAACUGUAAUGCAAUCAAUUUGUUUUUAUUAUUUAGACAUAAACGUUUUAUUUAUUUA